AUGUCCUGGGAUUACUUCCAGCCAAGCCCAGCCAAGCAAUUCAUCACCCUCAUCAAGUACCGAGUCACCAGCGACCGAAUCAGCUCUCUGUUUCACGAACUCAAGCCCAUCCAACCAGACGACUUGAUCGGCGAGUGGGAUGGCUAUAUCCUUGCCACGGACCAUCCAUUUGAAGACGAACUUGAGGCUCUAGAAUGGGCCGAGAAUACGUUUAAUGCGACGGAAGAUGUAGCUCCGCUGAUUGUUGCACGGACCGGGGAGCGGUUAUGUGAGAUCAGAUAUCACGGGGCUGUCUCUGCGGCUCUGGUAUAA
Molecule: messenger RNA, 312 nt
Organism: Penicillium soppii
Lineage: Eukaryota; Fungi; Ascomycota; Eurotiomycetes; Eurotiales; Aspergillaceae
Exons: 2
Coding region: 1-312 (103 amino acids)
Source: RefSeq, a predicted model, not a curated record